Molecule: messenger RNA, 1964 nt
Organism: Phycomyces blakesleeanus NRRL 1555(-)
Lineage: Eukaryota; Fungi; Mucoromycota; Mucoromycetes; Mucorales; Phycomycetaceae
Exons: 7
Coding region: 357-1736 (459 amino acids)
Biological process (GO): arginine metabolic process
Cellular component (GO): mitochondrial matrix
Molecular function (GO): transaminase activity; identical protein binding; pyridoxal phosphate binding
Source: RefSeq, a predicted model, not a curated record
AUAAAUACAGUCAAAUGUCAGAAAUGAGUCAAAGAUUGAUGGAUGAAAUGUCAAAGGUUCAAAAUUCAUACGCAGACUUUUCGCACUUUACUGCACAGAUAGACGCAAUUAGUCAACAGGCUAUUCAGAUGGAAAAGACAGCAAAAGCGCUAGAUGAAUAUUCUCGACACUUGGAGAAUAAGCUUCAACUUCGUCCAGCAUGAUUUUUGAGUCAUUGUGACUUUUUUGACUUUGAAGUUUUGAUUAAAUCCCUCUCUUUCUCUCUCUUUCUCUCCUCCCACCCUCUUGUCCGAUUCCUUCACCUCUUUUUUUUUUAUUUAUUUUCGAGUGAAAAACUAAAGACAUUAGAAUAAACCAUGUCCAGACCUGCUCUUUCUCUUUUGACCCAACGCUCACUUAGAAGCAACUUUGGUGGUGUAUUGAGAGCACCAGCUGUUUUGGUUAGACAGAUUGGCAGUGUACCCACCCCUGUUUCAGAGAUCACCCACCCAGACAAUGAUGUACCCCAGCAGACACUCGAUCAAGUGAAGCAGUUCAACAAGUACACAGUCACUACCUACAAUCGCCCAGAUAUCGUUAUCUCUCGCGGAAAAGGAUCUUAUCUCUACGACACCAGCGAUCGAGCCUACCUUGAUUUCACAGCAGGAAUCGCCGUCACAGCCCUGGGCCACUCUGACGAAGAGGUUGCCAAGGUACUCUACGAACAGGCACAGAAGCUAGUGCACACCAGCAACCUCUACCACAACGAACACGCCGGUGCACUGGCAGAGAAACUUGUCACUGCCACCCAAAAGAGCGGCGGAUCAUGGGCUGACAAACUAUUCUUGGCAAACUCUGGCACCGAAGCCAACGAGGGUGCACUCAAGUUUGCUCGCAAGUGGGGUAAGGAUGUUGCUGGUCCCGAGAAGAUGGAGAUCGUCUGCUUCACAAACGCUUUUCACGGCCGUAGCAUGGGCGCUCUUUCGGCCACUUUCAACCCAAAGUACCAGAAGCCAUUCGCUCCCCUUGUGCCUGGAUUUGUCACUGCUCCAUUCAACGACACCCAAAAGGCUGUCGAGGCCAUCACUGAGCGAACCUGCGGUGUGAUUAUCGAGCCAAUUCAGGGUGAGGGUGGUGUCCACGCUGCCAAGGAUGAGUUCAUUGAGGCAAUUCGUGAAAAGUGCACAAAGGUCAAUGCCUUGUUGAUCUUUGAUGAGAUCCAGUGUGGUCUCGGUCGAUCUGGUAAGCUUUGGGGUCACCAGCAUUUUAGCAGCAAGUGCAUUCCUGAUAUUCUCACCAUGGCUAAGCCUCUUGCCAAUGGUGUACCAAUUGGUGCUAUCUUGACCAACGAGAAGGUUGGAAAGCUUAUCCAAGCAGGUGAUCACGGUACUACAUUUGGUGGUAACCCUCUUGCCUCUGCUGUUGCCUUGAACGUGGUUGGUCGUAUUAGCAAAGACGAGUUCAUCAAGGCUGUGAACGAAAAGGGUGCUGCCCUCAAGGAGGAUCUUGAGGCACUCCAGGCCGCCUAUCCUGGUGUCAUAAAGGCUGUCCGUGGCAAGGGUCUCCUUCUCGGUGUAGAAUUUACCAAGGAUCCCUCUCCAAUUGUCAAGAUGGCUCGUGAGCGCGGUCUUUUGGUCGUUACUGCUGGAUGCAACACUGUUCGUGUGAUCCCUGCCCUCACAAUCAGCAAAGAGGAGGCCCGUGAAGGUGUUGCUCGUUUUGCCGGUGCUGUUGAGCAGUUCUCCAAGUCCAGCUAAAUAUAAAUUAGAUUAUCCUUGAAAAUAAUAAUAACACACACAUAUAUAUAUAUUAUAUACAAGUACACAUUUUUUGACACAUAAAACAAUACGCAUACGCAUAUACAUACACACUAUACUAUAUUAUAUUAUAUAAAAUAAGGGUACAAUAUUGGCAUCAACCUUGUAGCAUUUACUUUAUCCAUAUAUGCAUAUAUUCAACACUUUAAUACAUAUUAUAAAAUACUC